AUGAGCUCCUUCCUCGAGUACCCCGUCCUCGGCGGCGAGGCGGGGGGCUGCGCCGCCCGCGCCUACCACCCCGACCACGGGAUUACAACUUUCCAGCCCUGCGCCGUCAGCGCCGGCAGCUGCAGCGGGGAGGACCGCUUCCUCGUGGGCCGCGGGGUGCAGAUCAGCCCCCACCGCCACCCUCCCCACCCCCCGGCCCAGCCCGCCGCCUACCAGCCCCACGGCAGCCUGGGGGUCUCCUACUCGCACGCCGGCUGCGGCCCGACGUACGGUGCGCAGGGCUUCGGCACGGCGUACAGCCCCUACCCCCUGGGGCAGGACGCGGAGCUCGGCGCGGGCUUCCCCCCCUGCGCGCCCGCGGUGUACUCGGGGAGCCUCUCCGCCUCCGCCGCCGCGCAGCACCCGCACCAGGGCUACGCGGGGGGGCCCGCUCAGUACGUGCACCCCCCCUACGGACAGGAGCAGCAGAGCCUGCCGCUGGGCACCUAUAACCAUGCCCUGUCUCCUCUCCACGCCAGCCACCAGGAAAACGCCCGCUCCCCGUCGGCGGAGACCUCGCCGCCCGCGCAGACCUUUGACUGGAUGAAAGUGAAGAGAAACCCACCCAAAACAGGAAAGGCUGGCGAGUACGGCUUCGUAGGGCAGCCCAACACAGUCAGAACUAAUUUCACCACCAAGCAGCUCACAGAACUGGAGAAAGAGUUUCAUUUCAACAAGUACCUGACCAGGGCCAGGAGAGUGGAGAUUGCAGCCUCCCUGCAACUCAACGAGACGCAGGUCAAGAUCUGGUUCCAGAACCGCAGGAUGAAGCAGAAGAAAAGAGAGAAGGAGGGACUGCUACCCAUCUCCCCUACCACCCCCACGGGCUGUGAGGAGAAAGCGGAAGAGUCAUCAGAGAAGUCCUGCUCGUCGCCCUGCACUGCCUCGCCAGCCUCCUCUACCUCAGACACUCUUGCUACCUCAAACUGA
This is a messenger RNA of Rhea pennata, 969 nucleotides long. RefSeq names its product homeobox A1 (gene HOXA1). The coding region runs from base 1 to 969 and encodes 322 amino acids. Gene Ontology annotation, molecular function: RNA polymerase II cis-regulatory region sequence-specific DNA binding; DNA-binding transcription factor activity, RNA polymerase II-specific. Gene Ontology annotation, biological process: regulation of transcription by RNA polymerase II. The record is from RefSeq and is a predicted model, not a curated record. NCBI's taxonomy places the organism in Eukaryota, Metazoa, Chordata, Aves, Rheiformes, Rheidae. The transcript is spliced from 2 exons. Gene Ontology annotation, cellular component: nucleus.